AAGUUGGGGUCACCACUACCGGACUGGAACAGUCUCUCUCAGCAGGGCUUUAUCAGGACGGUUCUGUAGUUUCACGGCCUCUGUUGCCUAGCACCACAGUCGUCUGCUUCCUUGUCUUUCCCGCGGCUCCGGUGCUCCGGUCGCCUCGCUCAGGCCGGUGGGCGAUCGGGACUGAGACUGGUGAGGAUUUCACUCGAGCUCAGGGGGCGGCGACGACGACGCCCGCCGGGAGGAGUAUGCUGCGAGGCAAGUCCCGGCUCAACGUGGAGUGGCUGGGCUACUCGCCCGGCCUGCUCCUCCAGAACAAGCCGCUCCUGGCAGGGCGCACGCCGCGAAACCUUCGUGGAAGCGAAAGUUCUUUAGCGUCUACUCUGAAGACUCUCUUGUUCUUCACAGCUUUAAUGAUCACAGUUCCUAUUGGAUUAUAUUUCACAACUAAAUCUUAUAUAUUUGAAGGUAUCCUCGGAAUGUCGAAUAGGGAUAGUUACUUUUAUGCUGCGAUUGUUGCUGUGGUUGCGGUUCAUGUGGUACUGGCUCUCUUUGUGUAUGUAGCCUGGAAUGAAGGCUCACGGCAGUGGCGUGAAGGAAAGCAAGAUUAAAGUGAACAUCACCUUUUGAUGGAAUUGAAUUGAUUUUUUAAUAUGGUAAAUGUUUUUGGGACAUUGGUGAUGAGUAAAUUUUAUUUGAAUAAAGUUGAAAGAACAUGUUAAAAUCAAACUUAAUGAGUCACAUUUGACCACGUGUAAAUUUUGACUCAUUUAAUAUAAUGUUUUGUAUAAGUGGAUUUAACUUCAUGAAUUUCCCAUUUGCAAAGGAGAAAUUGGAAAAGUUAAAUUGUUACAAAUUAAUGUGAGUUUCACAUUAUCCUGGGAAGAGUUUGAUUAUCUGACAACCAAAAAAGUUUUAUAGCUUUCAAUCUUAAAAGUUGCUUUUUCAGUUAUACUGUACAUAUAUUAAGAUGUAUAUAAUGAAGCAAGCCUAAACUUUGACACUGGAGCAUUUUCCUAACUUAUCAUGAAAAUACCAGGUCCUUGGACUUGGAAUUUUAAUUUCCUGUGGAAAAGUGCUUAAAUUUUGGACACUACAAUUAAUCUGAAUGUCACUGAGAAAUUUCACAAAAAGUGUAAUUCCUAGUCAGAACAAAUCUCUCCAGAAAACUAGGAUAAGCCACACCCAUUCAUACAAAAGGACUUUGGUUUAUUGUGGGAUCAAGAGAACAAAGACAAGAGCUGCCUGCCAGUUGUAUGCUUUUUCAGACCAACUAUUUACGUUCUACUUUACGCCCUGGUUCAGCAUCGAAGUUAGGCUUCAUUACAAAGUUUGUGGACAUUUUAUUUAAAAUUGUAAUUCUUACUUUUUCUUAAAUUAUAGUGUAUAUGAAUUUACAUUUCAUAAACUAUUCAUAUUUCCAUACAUUGACAGUGUAAACAAUUCUGAAAACAUUUUUAUCAUUUUGAAGCAUUCUAGGCAUAUCUUGAUCUAAUGGUCUUUUAAAUCAGACCUUAGUUCAUGCAGUAUAUAGACGCAUAGUUAAUCCACAAGUUCCUUUUUAAUGGGAAAAAAUACCUGUGAUUUUACUUUACUUUUGUAGUUUCAGUCUGUAUUCUUUCCAGCCAUUUGGUACUAUGUGUGCACUGAUCCCUUAAAUUUUUUUUCUAUAGAACCAUAUGAUUAUAUGGAAAAUACAUAUUCAAACAGGAAAACAACAAAAAUUUCCCCCUUAAUCUUGUCACAUGGAGAUAAUCGCUACUUUGGUUUAUAUCCUCUGUGCAGUUUUGACAGUUAUUUAUUCUGAUUUUUUUUUUUUUUUGUGGUGCUGGGGAUUGAACUUGGGGCCUUAUGCAUGCAAGGCAAUGUUUACCAACUGAGCUAUAUACCCAGCCCUUGAAAGCUAUUUCUUGAUGCUAAUUCCAUACAACAUCACAAGUUGGGUUUAAGUUCAAAUCCUGCCAUUUGUACCAGACAGCUAUUUGCAUUUUUUCAGAUAAUUGGCCAUUUUCGUAUAAAGCAUAUUUUACUUUUAAAAUUCAAAAUUUCAGUGUUUUUACCAUGUAAAGAAAUGAUAAAUGUAUGAAGGGAUAUAUACAUGUAACCUAAUUUAAACAUUACACAGUGUAUAUCUGUAUCAAAAUAUCACAUGCCCCCCAAAAUAUGUACUAUAUUUAUGUUUUUAUGUAUUAGUUAAGAAAGUAAAAAGAAAUAUAAAUUUCUUAUUACUGAUGAAACUAAUAUGAGGCCCCUUGCUUAGGUGUUUGCCACUAUCAAUUUGUUCAUUGUUAUUAGGUUUUUUUUUUAUGUUGUGGAACUGGACAAAAGGAAAAAAUGGAUGAUUAGGCAUAAAAGUCAAGUAUGCACUUAUGCUUAUAAAGAAAAAUAAAAGAUUAGUGUGGUUAUAGGAUUAUUCUUAAUUCUUGCUUAAAGUUAAAUAUUGUCUACAGUUUAAAUAUCUUUAAGCAGGUAUUCUAAAGGUAAAGUUUUUGGUAAAGAUUACAAUUGUAUAUAAUGGCAUUUGAAUCUAGGGUGUUGUGUGGUAGAGUUCUAAAUGGUUUACUCAUUAGAUGACCUGCUGUAUUUAGAAUUAAUCACCUGAAUUUUUUAUAAUGCCAAGGUUUUUCUUGUACUUUUGGGAUCUUAGACUUUUUGUAAAAUAUAAUGUCCAAUGUUGGAUUUUUUUUUAAUUUUAGACAUUUACUGAGUAGCUAAUGAUAUGGAUAUUUUUCUGUAAGCAUUAAAACCAGGGAUAUGUGCAAACACAUCAUUUUCUCUUGGAAAAAUGCCAAGUGUUAAAAAGUUACAAUCACGUGUUAGGAUUAUUGAUAUUUAGGAUUAUUACCAAAUAGACUUUUCAAAGCAGUUAGUUUUCCUAGGAUUUUAACUGUUAACCCACCAGUUUUCUGCUGAUAACUGUGUUAGUUAACAUGGGUAUUUGAGAAAUAAGUUUAUUUUUCAAGAUAUUUUGCCAGUUUUUGCUUGUAUAAUGUAUAUACUUCAAGAUGUAUAUGAAGUAAAGCUACAGUUGAGCCCUUAUACAUGUUUUAAAUUAGGAAUAUUUUCACUGUUGUUUGAAAACUGCUUGUAACAAGAAACUCAAUUAGGAAGUAUAACUUGAAGCAUCAGUCCAAGCUACUGAUAUAAUCCCAUUUACUGUAAUGAUACUCCUGAUUUACUCUCCAGGAUGUAUUUCCUUUUUUGCUGAAAAAUGAAAACUCUGCCAUAAAAUGUCAUUAGCUUUUCAAAUGAAUACCAUUUUGUGUACAAUAGUAGAAAUUGGUUUUGAGUUAUUAAUGAAGAAUUAUAAACCUACUAUUAAAAACAAAACAAAACCUUAUGUUUCAGCCAGACAAAGUGGCACACAGUGGUAACUCCAGCUGUUUGGAGGUGGAGGCAGGAGGAUCAUAGGUUCAAGGCCAACUUGGGCAAUUUAGCCAGACCCUAUCUCAAAAUAAAAAUUGAAAAAGGGCUAGAGAUAUAGCUCAGUGGUAAAGUCCUCCUAGUUUCAUUCUACAGGACCUGAAACAAACAAAAGCCCUGUGCCUCAUGGGCAUCUUUACAGAAAUAAAUUGUGAUAAUUAGAAUGUUUUCAUUAUAAAAAAUCACAUCAGCUUUACCAAGAAAAAAAAAAACUGAUUAACUUUGUUUCAUGUUUAUUUUCCAUCUUCAUAUAAAUUUUACAUACACACCUACAGUACCCAAGGAAACAAGUAAAAACAGUUAAACAAGUUACAUAUACCCCAAACAGACUAAACCUGAAGGUACAUAAAACAUUUAAAUUUUGUUUUAAACCCAGACAAGUUGAUGUUUAUUAUUCAUUUGUGCCCAUGUGAAGUUGUGGACUGUUGUCAAACCUGUUUGAUAAAUGCUUCAACUAUGGCACACAAUUUGUCUCUUCAAUGGCAGGUUUCUCUGCUGUUAAGCAUUGCAUGUCCUCCACCAGGGCUGUACAACUGUUCAUGCAGAUUCUGCUCCUGUGUUACGAUAGUUUUUACAAAUGUUGUGCUGAAGUAUACAUUAAAAAUUUGACAGGACUUAUUUUUUUGAUCCCUUUUCAGGUGUAAAGAGUAAUCUUAAAAUUAUUUUCAGGGACUUGAGCAACAUAACCAUAAUUGUUACAAGUAAUCUGUAAAUAGUUUGGUCCUUUAUGUAUUCCUUAAAAUAGAACAAAAUUCCUCAACAUCACUCCUGGCCACUUUCCUUGUUUCCUUCUUUCCUUGUUGCUGUGUACUUGAAGGAAAUAUUCCUUUUCACAUAUUCUAUGAGUCAUAUUUCUCAGUUAUACACACUAGUCUUCCUUUUUCCUGUGUUUGGUGAGACUUCACUGAACAGGAAUAAUAGCAGUAGCUAACAACAGCUGCAUAGCACAUACAGUUUGCAAAGAGCACUCACACAUUCUCUUCAGUUUUGCAUAGUGAAUCUGUUACAAGAUGUCUCAAUGUCAAUGCGGAGAGUGAGAAUAUUUGCGGAGAGUGAGAAUAUUUAAGUCUCUAUUGUCAUUGGCUAUGCCAUAGUGUUGACUACUGCUCUGGCUAGGGAGAGGAUGCCAGUGUGCCUGGUUUCAAGCCAUGUGUCAUUAAUGCAGUAGGGGGUGUGAGUUCUUUAGCCAUUUGAAUCAGAUUGAUUUUUGUAAGUGAUGCUUUUCCUACCCUUAUCUAGAUGUGUUUUGUAUUCAUUGUAUUCUAGCCCGUCAUUUGUAUAAAUUUACUAUCUGUUGUCAUUAAAAAAGUGUCUAUAAUG
Ictidomys tridecemlineatus (thirteen-lined ground squirrel) is the source of this 4731-nucleotide messenger RNA. It is a transcript of the gene Vma21, whose product is annotated as vacuolar ATPase assembly factor VMA21. Gene Ontology annotation, biological process: vacuolar proton-transporting V-type ATPase complex assembly. The record is from RefSeq and is a predicted model, not a curated record. Lineage: Eukaryota; Metazoa; Chordata; Mammalia; Rodentia; Sciuridae. Gene Ontology annotation, cellular component: endoplasmic reticulum membrane.